AAUCUGCCAGAUGAAACAGUCUUCUUGGAGCAUUGGGAAGCACGAAAUUAUUUGCAGACUCACGUUCUGACUUUCCACUGAGAGCUUUGAUGUUCACAAUGGAUCAUCCCAACAUGACCCAGCCCAUGCUUGCUGCCGAAAGUGCCGGCCCUGCUGCUUCCACUCUUGAGAAGGGUGGAGGGAAUGGAAACGAAUACUUCUAUAUCCUGAUCGUGAUGUCCUUCUAUGGGAUCUUCCUGAUGGGAAUCAUGUUGGGCUACAUGAAGUCCAAGAGAAAAGAAAAGAAAUCCAACCUGCUGCUGCUCUACCAAGAUGAGGAGAGGGCAUGGGGACAAGCUGUCAAGCCCUUGCCUACUGUCUCGGGACUGAGGUCCGUCCAGAUUCCCAUGAUGUUCAGCAUGCUGCAAGAGAGCAUGGCGCCGGCUCUCUCCUGCACCCUCUGCUCCAUGGAGGGCAGCAGUGUGAGCGAGUCUUCCUUGCCAGAUGUUCACCUCACCAUUGAAGAAGAAGUGGCUGAUGCCGAACUGGGGGAAACGGCCAAAGCGGCUCUCCUCCAUGACAGCAGCGAAGGCUCUUCAGAAAGCAUCCACCAGAAUUCCUAGCAUUUGCUGGCUCUGGAGACGCAGCAUCUUUUGAACGAGUAGAACUGGAGGCAAACAAUUCCCUGUUUUUGCCUCCUGCCUUGAUUCAUCUACUGCUAGGGAUGAAAGGGAUGACCGUUAUGUUGCUGGAAGCAGGAAGGGGAGGUAGCAAAUACACAUAUAAUGUAUAAUAGAAUGUCUUUCUUAUUAAAGACGCAAAGAAAAUCUCUCCCCUGGCAAAAUACGUUUGCCUAGGCACUGCUUGCUUCAACAUUCUGCAAAUGUCUGGGAAGUAAUUGAGAAUCUCUAAGCGGCUGUUUUGUGAAUGACCUGUGUUUUGACAGCCAGCCUCAUGGAUUUGUGCUUAUGAAUAUUUUACCCUACAAAACUGCAAAAUUCCCUGAGGAGGCUUCCCGAAUCUAAAAGUGACUGGUUAAGAAGAGAUAUUUGUCUUAGAAAUGUGUUCACCGGGAGAGGGAUAAUGCCAUGCAAAAGGAAGAUCUUUGUUCAAUCAAUGGCUAAGCAGAAGCACACUUGAAUUAAAUCUUAACUCUCAGAUAAAUGGGAUUAAGUAGGCUCACGUGGGUAUAUUAGAGCAAAACUUGCCUUUCCAGGCCAGAGUGGUAUGAACAACAAUGAAAGAAAUAAAGCAACAUGCAGUUAAAUCACCAGAGACGGUGAUCACAAUUCACGGUGCCACUCAACCUCCCUUUAUUUUAGUGGUAUUAAAAGAGGGGAGCCGGGGCAACUCAGUGAAAUGGAAUGAAGCUCUGCAGACCCAGGUCCCAUGGCUUCCAAUUCUGCAAAAUCAAAUGAGG
Molecule: messenger RNA, 1399 nt
Organism: Elgaria multicarinata webbii
Lineage: Eukaryota; Metazoa; Chordata; Lepidosauria; Squamata; Anguidae
Gene: KCNE4
Product: potassium voltage-gated channel subfamily E regulatory subunit 4
Exons: 2
Coding region: 90-602 (170 amino acids)
Biological process (GO): ventricular cardiac muscle cell action potential; membrane repolarization during action potential; negative regulation of delayed rectifier potassium channel activity
Cellular component (GO): membrane
Molecular function (GO): voltage-gated potassium channel activity involved in ventricular cardiac muscle cell action potential repolarization; delayed rectifier potassium channel activity; potassium channel regulator activity
Source: RefSeq, a predicted model, not a curated record